This is a messenger RNA of Pogona vitticeps (central bearded dragon), 1872 nucleotides long. RefSeq names its product NIPA like domain containing 3 (gene NIPAL3). The record is from RefSeq and is a predicted model, not a curated record. Gene Ontology annotation, molecular function: magnesium ion transmembrane transporter activity. Gene Ontology annotation, cellular component: membrane. Gene Ontology annotation, biological process: magnesium ion transport. NCBI's taxonomy places the organism in Eukaryota, Metazoa, Chordata, Lepidosauria, Squamata, Agamidae.
UCCCGCCUACCCGGCUCUUUAAGCUGGAAGGAGAAACAUUCCGGGAGGUUUGGCGGAAAUUUGGUUCUGCUUUUCGGUUGGAAAAGAGGAAUUCCGGAGCGUCUCCCAGCGAAAGCCGAAGGACAAAUGGCCAUGGACCAUAACUCUGAGUUCCGCUGGUUUCUGGCUGUCUGGGUCGCUCCCUUUUAGCAAAAUGGGGAGGAAGAGCAAGCUGGACCCCCUUGCUGCCCGGCGGGUUUAAAGUGCUGCUGCAGUUUAGCAGAGGAGGUGAACCAGCAACCCCGCUGGGAAGGGAAUGCAAGAAUAAGCCAAAAUGGAAAGAGCAAAUGGUCUUAGUUUGCAGCUCCAACCGCUUGCCACUGAAGCUGUGCCUCUGCCGGUCCACGAGGAUUCCUUCUCUUACAAGGAAAACCUGAUUGGAGCGUUGCUGGCCAUUUUUGGGCAUCUUCUCAUCAGCAUUGCCCUCAACCUCCAGAAGUACAGCCAUAUCCGGCUGGCGGGUUGCAAAGACCACCGGGCCUUCUUCAAGACCAAGACUUGGUGGGGCGGCUUGUUCUUGCUGUUCCUGGGGGAGCUGGGCGUCUUCUCGGCCUAUGCCUUUGCACCCCUUUCCCUGAUCGUGCCACUGGGAGCGGUUUCAGUUAUAGCAAGCGCAAUCAUCGGCGUCAUAUUCAUAAAGGAAAAGUGGAGACCCAAAGACUUCUUGAGGCGCUAUGUUUUGUCUUUCCUAGGCUGCGGCUUGGCCGUCGUCGGGACGUACCUGUUGAUCACCUUCGGGCCCAACAGUCACGAGGCCAUGACCGGAGAGAACAUCACGAAGCAUUUAGUCAGCUGGCCGUUCCUUCUGUAUAUGCUGGUGGAGAUCAUCCUUUUCUGCCUCCUGCUCUAUUUCUACAAGGAAAGGAAGGCUAACUACAUAGUCGUGAUUUUGCUGUUGGUGGCACUUCUGGGUUCCAUGACAGUCAUCACCGUGAAGGCAGUGGCAGGGAUGAUCGUGGUUUCGAUACGAGGGAACCUGCAGCUCGGCUACCCUAUAUUCUACAUUAUGGUGGUCUGCAUGGUGGCAACGUCAGCUUUUCAAGCAACGUUUUUAACCCAAGCCUCUCAGCUGUAUGAUGCCUGCCAGAUCGCUGGCGUGGGUUACAUCUUGUCCACUGCAGUCGCCAUCACUGCAGGUGCGACAUUCUACCUGGACUUUAUCAGGGAAGACGUACUCCACAUUUGCAUGUUUGCUUUGGGGUGCCUCACUGCAUUUUUAGGUGUCUUCUUGAUCACUAGAAACAAGAGGAAAUCCAUCUUUUUUGAACCUUACAUUUCCAUGGAUGCUAUGCCAGGCAUGCAGAAUUUACACGAUAAUGGGACUGCCGUACAGCCUGACCUCAAAACGUCCUUCUCUUAUGGAGCCCUGGAAAGCAACGACACCAUCUCUGAGAUCUACGCCCCUGCCACGUUGACCGUUGUCCAGGAGGAGCAUGGGUCCAGAGGCGCCUCGGGGCCACCAUACCGAGUCAUGGAACGUAGCAAAAGGGAGUGACUCUUGCUUCAGAGACGGGCAUAAUACCUCCACUUGCGUGUCCAUCGUAUUUAUUUUCCCCUCUCUUUCGUCUACCCAAAACCAAAACUUAGCUGGGGUGUUUGUGUGGAUUCAUUAAGAACCAAACUGUAACUUUAAACACCAAAAUGCAGUGAAUUAGGGGGUAUGCAAAAUGUCCGGUGAAUUGUACUGGGAUGCGAGUGGCUAGACCAAAGGGAAACCCAGAAAGCAUAUUGGUGACCAAACCGCAGGCGUGAAAGAGCGAGUUUAGAUUGUUGCUGUGGGUUUUUCGGGCUCUUUGGCCGUGUUCUGAAGGUGGUUCUUCCUAACGUUUCGCC